GGCAUCUACUUGACGAGACAAGAAGAUCAUUUUUGGCAUGGAAUCAAAGAUAUUUGACCAUUCUUUAUUAACGUGACAUUACUGGUGAAAUCUUUGGAAAAUGACAUUAAGAUCUUCCUACCGCUUGGUUUUCUUUUUGAAAACAAUGUUAAAACACCAGUGGGUUUAAAGAAGCUCAAGUACGAUUAUGUUUGGAGUUUGGCUCUUUGUGAUCAAGAAAGGUUGGAAACAUAUCAAAGUCGUAGAUAUCUUCUUUCCCUUGACAUUUUUUAGUACAGAUAUGUUUGUCAACAUUCCAAGAAUAAUUUGACUCGAAGAAAAAAAUAAACACUAAGCAUGUAUCUAACUUGGCAUAUCCAAAACAGUUAAUGUAAAAGCGGUUAAAGAUUAGUUUUUGUUUGACUUUUCACGUGAUAAUAGUAGCAAGCAUUCUCUAUAUAUACCUAAUGAUCGUGCUGUGGCUACACAUCUCACCAAACUAUCUUCUUCGUGGUUCUUUAUCAUCUUCUCCACACAUUUCUUUGCCUUUUGUUCAAAAACGACUAGUCUUAGAAAACAUAAAUUAGUAAUGGACGGUAAAGGAAAAGCGGGAUCAUCAUCAUCAUCUUCUUCUUCCUUCACUGCUCAGCUCUUUGGCCUCAAGGAACCUUCUUGCUCCUUCAGCUUCAAAUCCAUUUUCCCUCCUCCCUCCAAGGGGACAUCAGAAAACAUCCUAAGCUCCAAAAAUGGGCCAAUAGACUAUCGUAAGGAAUCUGCAACCUGCAAUCUAAGUUCAUCUCUUUACUACGGUGGUCAAGACAUUUACUCUGGAUCCACAAGCAACCAUACUUACUCUACCGUUAACAAGGCUCAGCCUAGAGGAGACGAUGACGCUAGUGGAAACAACUCGAUGGACGCAUCCAGAGGAAACUGGUGGAAAGGUUCUCUUUAUUAUUAGAAGAUCAGCUAGAAACAGAACGUUUUCCUUCAUAUCGUCCUUUGCUUGACUUGUUGAAAAAACUGUAUCAUUCAAUGAUGCUUUGUUACUUGCUAGUCCCUCUGUCUAAUGUUAAAUCAAAGAUAAGAUUUUUGUACUUCAAAAAGUUCAAAGUA
Molecule: messenger RNA, 1092 nt
Organism: Brassica napus (rape)
Lineage: Eukaryota; Viridiplantae; Streptophyta; Magnoliopsida; Brassicales; Brassicaceae
Exons: 5
Coding region: 569-937 (122 amino acids)
Source: RefSeq, a predicted model, not a curated record